CAAGAACAAGAAGAUCACAGUCAAAAGGUGCUACUUACUAUACACGCACAAAAAUACAUCGAGCACCAUGGCAUCUCCAACCCGUCAGGCACCAGCACCGCCACCCUUCCUCGUUACUCCCAUCAUGCUGAUGCUGUGGCUGCUGCUCGCUUCCUCGCACACGCGCGGCGCCAUGGCCGCGACGCCCAACACGGAGGCGCUCUCGGUGCUGUGCAAUGGCGCGUCCUACGGCGCCGGGGACCCCUUCGCGACGAGCCUAACGUUCGUGCUGUCGGAGCUGUUGUCCGCCACGCCGGUCCGGGCAGGCCACGACUUCUACGACAUCUCCCCGUACCCGGCCGCCUUCGCGUACGGGCACGCCGCGUGCCGGGCGGCGCUGUCCGCCGCGGACUGCGCUGCCUGCCUCCGCUCCGCCGUGAGCCAGAUGGACGCCUCCUGCGGGUACAGCGUCGGUGCCAGGGCCGUGCUCGUGGACUGCAGCGUGCGCUACGAGCAGUACGCGUUCGUGGAUUGAUUCGUCAGUAGAUUUCUAGCUCCUUUCGAUUUGUAUGUAGUUCUGUGUGGUUUGGUUUCUCGCGUUGGUGUUGCUGCCCAAAUGUAUGCUCGCGCGCAGGUGAUUUGCCAAACCC
Zea mays is the source of this 629-nucleotide messenger RNA. RefSeq lists its product as uncharacterized. Gene Ontology annotation, cellular component: plasmodesma. NCBI's taxonomy places the organism in Eukaryota, Viridiplantae, Streptophyta, Magnoliopsida, Poales, Poaceae. The record is from RefSeq and is marked validated.